Saccostrea cuccullata (small rock oyster) is the source of this 1294-nucleotide messenger RNA. RefSeq lists its product as uncharacterized. NCBI's taxonomy places the organism in Eukaryota, Metazoa, Mollusca, Bivalvia, Ostreida, Ostreidae. The coding region runs from base 245 to 1294 and encodes 349 amino acids. The record is from RefSeq and is a predicted model, not a curated record. The transcript has 8 exons.
UUUCCGGUGAAAAUCUAAGUUCUUCCGGUGAAAACGAGAAUUUUCCGUGUGGCGAAUCAAUUAGGAACCCAAAAUUGGAACUCUUUUGUAAGAAAGAUAAUUUAAUACAUGGGUCUGUUAAACGCUUUUUGUGACGGUCAUAUUCAUUGAGAAUUAAGCGCUGAAAUAACAAGUAUGUAAAUAACCGGUUAGAAACCGACAAAAUCGGGCACAAUGGAUUGCUGAUCAGUGUAAAGGAGAGAAAAUGAAUACUUUGUCUUUGGUUGAAGUCAUUGAACACGACCAUUUCUAUACGCAUGACAAUAAUGAAGAACGGGAAAGAAAUGGGAAUGGACAGUUUAAAGGAGAAACGAGAAAGCCCUCCCCACAUGAAGAUGUAGGACACGACCAUUCAUAUUCCAGUUUACCGACAUCAUCAUCUACUUCAGAUGAUUGUGAGAUGUGCAUAGAUGAAAACAUAGAUGAAAACCCAGAUGAAAACAUAGAUGAGAAUGAUUCGGAGUCAGAUAAAUGUGACGAUGAAGACCCCUGUACAUACAGUACACACCAUUCGGUACAAGGGAGACAUAUUGUUGAACUUGAUGUUUUGGCAGAAGGACUGGAGAAAGGGUGUUCAAGCUGUGGACAACCAUUACAAUUGACAUCAUACAUUGGAGAAAGUAGAUAUGGCCUAGGUAGUCUCCUUCACUUAAGAUGUAGUUGUAAGAAAAUUAACUAUGUUCCCACAGGAAAACGACAUUCAAAAAACAUUUGGGAUGUAAACUCAAAAUUAGGUGCAGCAAUGAUAUUCUGUGGUAUUGGUGAAAGUGUAGUCAAUAAUUUAUUGGCUGCAUUGAACCUCCCGAACAUAUCCCCAACCACCCUAAAAAGGAGGGAACGAGAGGCAGGUUCUGCAUUUGAAGCAGUUGCUACUGAGACGUGUAGUGAUGCAAUUGCAGCUGAAAGUAGAAGUUGUCAAAGUGAAGAAGACCAGGCGGUUUCCUUUGAUGCUGGCUGGCAAACCAGAGGAAGUGGAAGGAACUAUGCUAGUUUAUCUGGUCAUGGAAGUAUGAUUGGAGUGAAUACCGGAAAAGUCUUAAGUUAUGCCGUACGUUGUAAAAAAUGUCGUUUUUGUGACAGGGCGGUGGAUAAAGAAAAUCCAAAAGAGCAUGAUUGUAGAAAGAAUUGGGAGAAAUCCUCCAAGGCAAUGGAGUCUGACAUGGCAGUAGAAAUGCUUCAUGAAUUAAAAUCAAAGGGAUUUCACGUUAAAAAACUUAUCAUGGAUAGAGAUACUACUACGAUUUCAAGGUUAUAA